GCUGCAGCCGCAGGUGGCCGGCCAGCGCGUUCGCCCCGCGCCGCCAAUCGCGACCCCCACCGCCCUUCCCGUGAUGCCCCGCGGCUGACCUCCGACCUCGCCUCCCACCCCUCCCUGCGGCCCUCUUCUCCCCCGGCCCCUGCUGAAUUUGCCGCGUUCCGGAGGCUGUGGGGCGUGCCACCGAGGCGCAGCUCCCCCCGUAGCGCCUGGGCGGGUGCCGUCCCUUCGUCUUUCCUCCCCGUGGCGGGGCCUGGUGACGGGCCGGGGGCUGCGGCCGCGUCCGGGAAGCGACUCGGAUUCAAGAUGACCAACGAGGAACCUCUUCCCAAAAAGGUUCGACUGAGUGAAACAGACUUCAAAGUUAUGGCACGAGAUGAGUUAAUUCUAAGAUGGAAACAAUAUGAAGCAUACGUCCAAGCUUUGGAGGGCAAAUACACAGAUCUUAAUUCUAAUGACGUAACUGGGUUAAGAGAGUCUGAAGAAAAACUAAAGCAACAACAGCAAGAGUCUGCCCGCAGGGAAAACAUCCUAGUAAUGCGACUGGCUACCAAGGAGCAAGAGAUGCAAGAGUGUACUACUCAAAUCCAGUACCUCAAGCAAGUCCAGCAGCCUAGCGUUGCCCAACUGAGAUCAACAAUGGUAGACCCAGCGAUCAACUUGUUUUUCCUAAAAAUGAAAGGUGAACUGGAACAGACUAAAGACAAACUGGAACAAGCCCAAAAUGAACUGAGUGCCUGGAAGUUUACGCCUGAUAGCCAAACAGGCAAAAAGUUAAUGGCGAAGUGUCGAAUGCUUAUCCAGGAGAAUCAAGAACUUGGAAGGCAGCUGUCCCAGGGACGUAUUGCACAACUUGAAGCAGAGUUGGCUUUACAGAAGAAAUAUAGUGAGGAGCUUAAAAGCAGUCAGGAUGAACUGAAUGACUUCAUCAUUCAACUUGACGAAGAAGUCGAGGGUAUGCAGAGCACCAUUCUAGUUCUUCAGCAACAGCUGAAAGAGACGCGUCAGCAGUUGGCUCAGUACCAACAACAGCAGUCUCAGGCUCCAGCCCCAAGUACCAGCAGGACUACACCUUCUGAGCCUGGAGGACAGGCGGAGGCCACAGGUAAAGACUGCAGCCGGCUGGCCAACGGACCAAGUAAUGGCAGUUCCUCCCGGCAGAGGACGUCUGGGUCUGGAUUUCACAGGGAGGGGGACACAGCCGAAGAUGACUUUCCUUCUUCUCCAGGGAAUGGGAAUAAGGCCUCCAACAGCUCAGAGGAGAGAACUGGCAGAGGAGGUGGUAGUUACGUAAAUCAACUCAGUGCGGGGUAUGAAAGUGUAGACUCUCCCACGGGCAGUGAAAACUCUCUCACACACCACUCAAAUGACACAGACUCCAAUCCUGACCCUCAAGAGGAGAAAACAGUGAGUGGGAAAGGUAACCGAACUACGGGUUCCCGCCACGUUCAGAAUGGCUUGGACUCAAGUGUAAAUGUACAGGGUUCAGUUUUGUAAUAUUUUUUCCAACAAAUUUUUAUACAGUGUCAUUUAAUUUGGGAGAGGAUACUGUCCGGAAAAUUAACACAUACUUUUGUCACAAUUUGCCUUUUUUUUGUGGGUGUGGUGUUUUUUUCUUUUCCUCCCCGCCCCUCCCCCCCUUUGCUUCAAUACCUCUGCCACUUUGGAAAUUGUAACAGUUAAUUACCUUGAAUGUUGCUAAAAGGACAUUUUGUGUAGGGUCAAGUUAUUUUUAUAUGAGUUAAUGUGAAGUUGUAAAUGGAAAUCUUUCCCUAAAGUAUAACACAAUGAUGUCUGUAUAAAUCUGUGUCUAUCCUAGAACCUGUGCUGUGUACGGGCAUUCUUCCUCAUGCUGUUAUUAUACUUCUGCACCAUUCAGACUUGUUAGAGUAGAUGUGGGUUUAUGACUGCCAAGUUUGCCCAGUACAGUAGUUUUUCACUAAAAGCUGGACUUGCUGGUGGAGUCCUAGAGUAGUUUCAGUGUUAGAUACAGUUUUUUCCACCUUACAUCUGUGCAUUUUCUCUUUAGGUGACUGAAUGUUUAAGAAAUUUGUGUGCAUAGUUACUCAGUUUUUAUGAACUGUUGUAUCCUGUUAAUGCAUAUUGCUCUGUGACUCCAGUAUAUCUUACCUGUACUGACCAAACCUAAAUAAAGAUUUUUAUUGUAA
Acinonyx jubatus (cheetah) is the source of this 2165-nucleotide messenger RNA. It is a transcript of the gene WTAP, whose product is annotated as WT1 associated protein. Lineage: Eukaryota; Metazoa; Chordata; Mammalia; Carnivora; Felidae. The transcript has 8 exons. The record is from RefSeq and is a predicted model, not a curated record. Gene Ontology annotation, cellular component: nucleus. The coding region runs from base 304 to 1494 and encodes 396 amino acids. Gene Ontology annotation, biological process: regulation of alternative mRNA splicing, via spliceosome.